This is a messenger RNA of Peromyscus maniculatus bairdii (prairie deer mouse), 4960 nucleotides long. The record is from RefSeq and is a predicted model, not a curated record. Lineage: Eukaryota; Metazoa; Chordata; Mammalia; Rodentia; Cricetidae.
UCUUGAACUCAGAGAUCUACCUGCCUCUGCCUCCCAAGUGCUGAGAUUAAAGGCGUGAGCCACCAGGCCUGGCUCAAAACAUUCUUUUUGAAUUUUAAAAAUAAAAAGGCCUGAGUGCUGAAAUCCCUUUGAAUGGCUUUCUAGUCAAUGGCAAGCUAGUGCCCAUGCUGUGCCUUUAAAGAUUUACAGUCAGUUUGAUUUAGAGAGCUGUUUGAGACUACUAAGUUUCAAAUAUAUAAUAAAAGCUAAAUAUUUUCAAAUAAAAAUACAUGUAAUAAGGAAAUGCAACUUAUGCAAAAUUCCAUUAGUGAUAGUAGAUGUUGAUACAGGGAUCCCAGGGAAUGGAGUCCUCUGAAUCCUAACAUUUUGUUAGAGAAUGCAGUGAGGAGUCAAUACGUAAGGUUCAGUGUUUUUGUUUUGGUUUGGUUUGGUUUGGUUUUGGUUUUUCGAGACAGGGUUUCUCUGUGUAGUUUUGGUGCCUGUCCUGUAUCUCACUGGACCAGGCUGGCCUCGAACUCACAGAGAUCCACCUGGCUCUGCCUCCCGAGUGCUGAGAGUAAAGGCGUGCGCCGCCGCCACCACCACCCGACAGGUUCAGUGCUUUUUAAGAACUCACUUAAGAGCAGCGUGUCUAUUAAGCAUAAGCUUGGUGAGCUGGGAAGAUGGCUCAGUUGGUUAAGUGUUUGCUGUACAGCACAAGGACCUGAGUUGGAAACCCCAGGAUCCAUGUAACAGGUACUCCAUGUUUCCCUAUCCUCUGAAGAGUUUGGGUCGAGACUGGACCUCACCGUGGGAGGAUCUGCAGAGGUAUUGCUGGAACAGACACAUUUCCAGUUGUCUGAGGUGGCCUGGACAUUACUCACGUUCGCCAUACCCAUACUUCAGUAGCAGGCAUUUCUCACUGAACUGUAGACCACCUCUGCUGUUUGAAUCUGGAACUCAGUUUCAGUACUGUAAUUGGAGACCUGACCAUCUAAGCAACACAUCCUUGAUCCGGCUCUCCAGUUACAUCAUGAACUCUGACAGAGAUGAACCCUCAUCCAAACGAAGAAAACACCAUGGAACAAUAAAAAGGAAUUGGGAGUAUUUAUGUAGCCAUAAUAAAGAAAAGAUGAAGGAUCUAGACGGCAGAGAUGUUGACUCCACGUGUGAGGACAAUGAAGAAAAGUUUGACUUUUCAGUGAUGUCUUACAAUAUACUCUCACAAGAUUUACUGGAGGAUAACUCGCACCUCUACAGACAUUGCCGACGUCCAGUGUUACACUGGAGUUUUCGGUUUCCCAAUAUUCUGAAGGAAAUCAAACAUUUUGACGCAGAUGUGCUCUGUCUGCAGGAAGUCCAAGAAGAUCACUAUGGAGCAGAAAUCAGGCCGAGUCUAGAGUCACUGGGCUAUCACUGUGAAUAUAAGAUGAAGACAGGAAGGAAACCUGAUGGCUGUGCCAUUUGCUUCAAACAUUCCAAAUUUUCACUCCUGUCAGUGAACCCAGUAGAGUUCUGCCGCCGUGAUAUUCCUCUGUUGGACAGAGACAACAUUGGAUUAGUUUUACUCUUGCAACCCAAAAUCCCACGUGCUGCCUCUCCCUCCCUCUGUGUAGCUAACACACAUCUGCUGUACAACCCACGGCGAGGUGAUAUAAAGCUGACCCAGCUGGCAAUGCUGCUAGCAGAGAUUUCCAGUGUGGCCCAUCGGAAAGACGGUAGCUUCUGUCCCAUCAUCAUGUGUGGUGACUUUAAUUCUGUUCCUGGUUCUCCACUCUAUAGUUUCAUAAAGGAAGGAAAAUUGAACUAUGAAGGACUUGCAAUUGGAAAGGUAUCUGGCCAGGAACAGUCUUCACGGGGACAGAGAAUUUUAUCUAUUCCAAUUUGGCCCCCAAACCUAGGCAUCUCACAGAACUGUGUGUAUGAGGCACAGCAGGUUCCCAGAGUAGAAAAGACAGAUAGCGAUCUGACACAAGCUCAGCUGGAGAAGACAGAGGUCCUAGUGUCAGCUGAAAAGGUGCCUUCACAUCUCCGGCACCACUUCAGCUUGUCAUCUGUUUAUUCUCACUACCUUCCUGACACUGGACUUCCAGAGGUGACCACCUGCCACUCCCAAAGCGCCAUAACUGUCGAUUACAUCUUCUACUCUGCAGAGAAGGAGGACGCCGCCCGCGGUCCAGGAGCUGAAGUGGCUUUAGUUGGUGGCUUGAAACUUCUGGCUAGACUGUCGCUUCUUACAGAACAAGACCUGUGGACUGUGAAUGGACUUCCCAAUGAACACAACUCUUCAGACCACCUGCCUCUACUGGCUAAGUUCAGGCUCGAACUCUGACUCCAUUGCUCAGUCACACAAUUUCCUGUCUUCUGAGAGGCUGUAAAGAUAGUCGUAACUGUUUGCAUGCUGUUCAUUUCUGUGCUUGGGGUUCUGAGUUUGCUCUAUGCUUGAAACAGGUUGGGAGAAACAAGUUUACAACAGUUUUUUUAAAUGAAAUUAUUUUCCUGACAACUGAUGUCUAACCACUUUACUGUAAAAAGAUAUAAAUAACUUCUGAGUCCUGGUAAAGUGAACAGCAUUUUGAAGUGUAGUUCAUCUCCUUGGCUCUCCAGACAUGAAUUCAGUGCUUUUCAGUCCAUCCAGUGGACCUACCAGGACUUGCAAAGCUCAGGUUGUUGCCUUUUCUGGAGGCCUAAUUUCAGUGGGAGAAGCCUGUGCUUGUUGAGAGCUAAUCAGUUCUUAGAAAUCACGGGGCCAUUCAUUCACAGGAGUACAAACAACCAUGUCAGCUUCUGAGAGGCUUGAUGACGCUCUUGAGUUGUACUAAUACACAGACCCACUUCACCGCCAUCCGGAGCUGGGGACAUGCCUGUACUUUGUUGAGGAAAUAGUUGAGAAAUGCAGGUCACUUUCAUAAGAGGGCAAAGCUCUUAGCCAGAUAAUGGUGGUACAUAUUUGUAACCUUAGCGUUUGGGAGGUGAAGGCAGAAUUAACCAGUUAAAGCCAGCUUUAGCAACAUAGCAAGUUUGAGGCCAGCCUGAGCUACAUGAAACCCUAUCUGUAAAACACAACAAAACCUGGGCGCUGGUGGUCCACGCUUUUAAUCCCAGCACUUGGCAGGCAAAUCUCUGAGUUCAAGGCCAGCCUGGUCUACAGAGUGAGUUCCAGGACAGCCAGGACUAUUACACAGAGAAACCCUGUCUCAAAAACUGAAAAGAGGUCAAAGUCCUUUAUGUAAGCCCACCCCUGUUCUGUAGAGGGGUUGCCCCCAGGAAAGCAGAUGAGCCAGGUGCAGCCAUGCACAUCCUUCAUGCCAGCAUCUAGGAGACAGGCAGGAGAAUCACUGCAUGUUCCAGGCUAGUCAGGGCUACACAGCAAGACCCUGUCUCAAAGACAGACAAAGCAGUGGCAGGCCCUGGCUUGUACCUCUGUCCCCCUGUUCUUCCUUUCUGUUUAGUGACAGUAGAAGGCCCUUGGGUCAGGAGUGACAUUUUGUUGAACCAAUUUUGUAUAAAUUUAAAAAAAACAGUCUUUGGAAGGAAGUGGCAGCCCUACAGCUGUUUGUCAUUCACCUCCAACGUGCAAAGCCAGAGCAUAGGAGGAGGCACAGCUUAGACUUGGACUGUUGGCUGCAGGGUUGUGCUUUCUGGUACAGUGGUGCAGCAGUGUGGCAUGCGCUCACACGGUCCGUGAUGCUCACCGCAGGUCUGCUAAGCCCUGUACACAUGUCGAGUGAAAGACUUACAUAGAGGUAGAAAUUCCCUCGGCUUUCUAAGGUGGUAGAGUCAGACUGCUGCUGCAUUUUUCCUAAGUCCUUACUGCGCAGUAAGUUACAGAUGUUUUCUACAGUGAGUUUUAUUAUAGAAUGCUUUAAAUUAAGACAAUAAGUCUUGGCAAUUUACAUUUUUAACUCAUUACAUUGUUAUUUUAGGUGUACUAGAUGAUUGCCUCAGAGGUGUACAGAUUGUGAAGACAUGGCCAGUGAGAUCUGUAGUAAACAAAGGGUCUUAACUUUGGUUUUCAUGGACAGUAUUAACCAUGGUACCAAGAUGCCCACAGUUUUCAGGGCUUUGUGGAGUGCUAAGGAUCCUGGUUAGUCUUUAUCAAAUUAGUGGUAAUUGUUCCUUUUUAAUAUUGGAGGGGGGUGAGUGGUAUUGGUAUAAACAUCACUGUUGGCAAACUAACAUUCCUGAAAACCUCUGUAAAAAGUUUUUAUAUCCUAAUGAAUAUAUUACGAGUUUAGCCCCAUUUCAUACACUUCUCUUUGAUAGUUAACCCAUAAAUUGCUGUUCAAUGUUAACCUGUGGCCACAGACACUUUUCACAAGCUUUUAGAGCUCCAAUAAAAAUUAUCUAUUUUCUUUACUGUUCUUGACAGAAGAUCUGGCAGCUCCUCUGGGCCUUGUGUUUAUCUGCCAAGCACAAUCUGAUCUGGCUGACUGCAGAAGUCAGAUCUCACAGUUUAUAAAGUGUGUAGUGUGUGUGUGUGUGUGUGUGUGUGUGUUUGUGUUUGUGUGUGUGUGUGUGUUAGACAUGUGUGUCUAGAGGCCAGAGGUGAGCCUUGGGUAUUGUUCCUCAGGAGCCAUCCACCUUUUAUUUUUAAGAUAGUCUCUCACUGGCCUGCAACAUGCCAAAGUAGGGUAAACUGGCCAGCCAGCAAGGCUGAGACCCUCCUGUCUCUGCCUCCCUCAUGUGGGAUUACAUGUGGAUCCCUGGCUUCCUUGUGGGUCCUGAGACUCACACUCAGGUCCUCCUCUAACUGAGCCGUCUUCCCAGCCUCCUGCUGGCCAAGUCUUAUAUGCAAAGGGAAACUGUAAAGUGAUGAUAGUCUAGUUUUAGUGCACCUUUUGCCAUCAAGACAGUAAGCAUGCUCAAAAUCUUGUCUUUCAGGAUUUAGCAUCUGCUAGCUUUUAAGCUUUUGUUUUUUUAAAAAAAAUGAGUUCUUUUACUUUGUCCCUGUAAGCUGUAAUAAAGUAUUAUAUUUGCA